Molecule: messenger RNA, 342 nt
Organism: Linum tenue
Lineage: Eukaryota; Viridiplantae; Streptophyta; Magnoliopsida; Malpighiales; Linaceae
Source: the annotation of a GenBank genome assembly
ACCACUGAACGAAGACAGCAGCAGCUGCUGCCGCCGCUCCUCCCUCUAGAUCCGCUCGCCGUCCGUCAGCAGUCUCGGCCGCCGUCGUCUCUCCCGCCCGCUGUCUCGCCCGCGCGCCAUCCGCCAGCCGUCUCGCCCGCUCGCCGUUCACGAUCGCGCCGCCUCCACACCUCUUCUUCUCCCGACGACGGCAACGACCAAAAACCCUUCUCGUUGCCUUCCGCCAUCUCGCCGACCUUGCGUCUCGGCGUCCGCCGUCCGCCGCCACCUCUCUCCUCCGACAAGCGAGAUACUCGCCUCUUGACUCGGUUUGACUCAUGGAGAAUACAGAAGCUGUCAAUG